Molecule: messenger RNA, 6400 nt
Organism: Osmerus eperlanus (European smelt)
Lineage: Eukaryota; Metazoa; Chordata; Actinopteri; Osmeriformes; Osmeridae
Gene: ppp1r10
Product: protein phosphatase 1, regulatory subunit 10
Exons: 19
Coding region: 1928-4402 (824 amino acids)
Cellular component (GO): nucleus; chromatin; PTW/PP1 phosphatase complex
Molecular function (GO): metal ion binding; protein phosphatase 1 binding
Source: RefSeq, a predicted model, not a curated record
CAAAAACGUCAGGAGUAUAUAAAUAAAUCCCACCCCUUUUCUGUCAUUCCUGGAUUUGUUCUGAGGUCUGACUUUGUCUCGAAGAUUGGGCGUCGAGGACUUUGAACAACCUAACUCAAAAAUCAUUUUUUUCUUCAAGUAAUGGACAUUUGAUUACUAUUUUUGCCUCCAGUUUGUUCAAGAAGGAAAAGAUAGCUUUUAACCUCCACUACCCCGCCCAUAAAAGCAGUUUUUCAGCCAUUAAGUUUGUUAUAAAACCAUGACGGUUUACGUUAUAAAACUGAUGAAUUAAGGAAUAGAUGUUGCUGUAAAGCACAAUAUAAUAUUAAGUACCCGAGACGCUGAGGAGAGGUAUUUAUAGUAAGUGUUUAUUUUCAAACGAAUUUGAUCCGAAAUUCAUGAAAUCAAGCUUAGAGAAAGGAAUCUGGCUAGCCUCCGUAACGAGGCUUAGCAGCAUAUAGCUAGCAACAUCAGACGAACGCUACGUCAACGGUAGCUAAGCUAGUUUAUGAGCUCACACAGGAAAGUCUACGGAGCCAAAACGGUCCGUUUCUUUGUGUGUGAGACUUAUUUUACGGAACUAUGUUAACGAUGAAAUUUUCAGUUAGCUGAGUCGUAAAUUAACCAUAAGCAAUCUAUUCAUAAAGAUUGCCGUAGGCAAAGCCAGGGAUAUUUUUUAUUUGGAUUUUUGCCUGCUAAAUUGAAUCUAGGGGAGCUCCUUGGAACAAACACCCAACGCAAUCUAUACAUAAAGAUUGCUUAGUUUGAGGAUGUCGGAUUUAUGUUGUACGGGGAAAUGGGUCCUUUCGUAAAUUCGUCAUAAUUUGAUAUUCUGUGCUUUGAUACCGACCUACCUCUUAUUGUUGUCGAUAUUGUUAGCUAGCACUUUGUCCAUGUGCCCGAUAUUUGUACAUGGCAAUCUGAGGAUAAAGAUUGCAGGAUUGAAAUGCUCAGGGGAAAUAUUCUUCCUAGGGUCAGAACACGUUUGGCUGGAAUUGCAACAACAUGGUGGACUGGUUGUCGUUUUGUCCAAAGAGAACACUAGGGACUAUUAUGGCUUCAUCGUGCUUCGGAAAGACGGUUGGGAGUGAAACCCAGGAUGUUUAUCCAACAACCGCUUUGCAGUUCAGUCCAUUUACUUCCGUUUGUUUCUAGUGUUAGUUUCGGCUGGAGAUUUUGGUACAUGUGUCCUCAUGGAGUGCCUUAACUAGUUACUCUGGUGUCAGAGCCAUUGUUCUUCUGCUAUCCGUGGCUACAACGAAGUGGUUAACGAAAGAGGGCAGGGCUUCGAUAUUUUCGGUGGAUCACGGGGUUCUCCCUCCCUAAUACACACUCCCCUCGACCUCAUUGAAGCCGCGUAACAGCGAAUAUGACAGAUGUCCUUUUUUUUACCGUAUGUUUUACAAAGAAUGUUGAAAUCUUGCGCAACUAAUAUUGGUUUUGGCCAUAUGCCAGGCGAUUUAAACACGGCGACAACCAUUGACUUAUUUACUUUUAUGUUUUACUUAUUUACAUAUUAAAUUAGUUUAAUCAAGAACAAUGUAUGUUCACUAAACCGCCAAGGAUAAUUUAGGAUGGUGAUAGAUUACAAAAAUAAGCAAACGAGUACUUUUAAUAACAUUGCUUUUUAAUUUAAAACCCAUCUCAUUAACAGAAUUUAAAAAAAUAUUAACCCUAGAGAGAUGUUUCUUUGUAUAGAUAGAAACUGGGUGGGAUACUUAACCCUACUUUUCCAUUGACAUGUAAAAAUGUGAACACCCACUAUGACUUUCCGUUCCAUGAACUUGCAAUUAGGACCAUGUCUAACAAUUCUGUAUUGGUUUUGUCUACUUGUGUAACAGUGGCAUUUGCAGGAGUUGUGUGUUGUUAUCCCGUGUUGUGGAGUUCUGAGACUAUAUAAAACUUCUACUACAACAGUUUAACGGAGAUGGCAGUGGGCCCGGUGGACCCCAGAGAGAUCCUGAAGGGUGUGGAGGCGCUUCUGGGGAAGGAUGGAGAGCUGCGCAGCCUGGAAGGAGUCCCCAAAGUGUUCAGUCUGAUGAAAGCCUCACACAAGAUGGUCAGCAGAUGUAUGUACCUGAACAUCUUAUUGCAGACCAAAUCCCAUGAUGUGCUCAACAGGUUUAUCCGUGUCGGGGGCUACAAGCUGCUCAACGCAUGGCUCACCUACGCCAAGAGCACCACCAACACUCCUCUGCUGCAGCUGAUCCUGCUCACCCUGCAGAAGCUGCCCCUCAAGGUGGACCACCUCAAACAGAACAACACAGCUAAGCUGGUGAAGCAACUGAGCAAGUCUGGAGAGACAGAAGAGCUGAGGAAGCUGGCUGCCGUGCUGGUGGAAGGCUGGAUGGCCAUCAUCCGCUCCCAGAGCGUGUCCGCCAGCGGGGUUUCUCCCGCAGAUAAGAAACGAAAGAAGGAGGAGGGCAAGGUGCUGACGCGGGACCCAAAGAUCGAAGCGGCAAAGGUGGCAGAGGAGGAGAAGAAGAAGGAGAAGCCCAAGGCUCACGCUCCGAGCCACGCCAAGAUCCGCUCCAUAGGACUUGAGAUGGACACCCCCACUCCUGUCCCCAUCAAGAAGCCCCCCGUGGCCCCCCAGCUGGGGGACAAGUACAACAUCAAGCCCGCUCUCCUCAAGAGACCCAGCUCGGGUCCAGGAGAUGCCCCCCCGGUAGAGAAGAAAUACAAACCACUCAACAUGUCCACCAACUCCACCAAAGAGAUUAAAGUCAAGAUCAUCCCUGCGCAACCUAUCGAGUGCACAGGGUUCCUGGACGCGCUCAACUCUGCGCCGGUGGUCGGCCACAAGAUCAAGAAGAAGAAGCUCAACGCCAAGGCGGUCUCGCCAACGUCCAAUAAGCCGAGUCCGUUUGACGGCAAAGCGUCUUCCUACCCGUCGUCCCAGGGCAGGCCCUCGUCCCCGGAUGCCCCUGCCUCCGCCUCGCCCCCCCACGAGCCCCAGGAGCUGGAACAGCCCGGCACCCCUGUGCCUGCCGACGACCCCGAGGCCGCCGAGAACGGAGACAAGCCCAACGCCCUGGCGGAGCCCCGGGGCGAGGAGGAGACUCUCACCAAGAAAGGCAAGAAGAAGAAGAGCGUCCGCUGGGCGGAGGAGGAGCAGCUGAAGGAGUACUUCUACUUUGACCUGGACGAGACGGAGAGAGGUCAGGGGAUGAUCAACGUCAACAAGGUCAAGGACUUUGGCGAGGCGGCCAAGCGCGAGCUGAUGAUGGACCGGCACACGUUCGAGAUGUCCCGCCGGCUCUCCCACGACGCCAUGGAGGAGAGGGUCCCCUGGACGCCCCCCCGGCCCCUCACCCUCACCGGCUCCCUGGCCGCCUCGGGGGCCAACAGCACGGAGAAGCUGGCCCAGAGAGAGCGGGAAAUGGGCAUCCUGCAGGAGAUCUUCCUCACCAAAGAGAGUGUGCCUGACUGUCCACAUGAGCCCGACCCAGAGCCCUAUGAGCCCAUGCCUCCACGCCUCAUUCCGCUCGACGAGGACUCUACCAUGAUGGAUGACAGCUACACAGAGCCCAUGGACACCACUCCCCAGCCAGGCCCCGCCGGGGUCCCCAUCGAGGGCUCCAAGCUGCCCCCUGUCCUGGCCAACCUCAUCAAGUUGGGCACCAGCGGGCCCAUCCCCCAGGCAGUGGGCACGCCCGGCGGCCCCGUGGUGCCGCCCUCCGUCAACGUCCAGGAGCUCCUGUCCUCCAUCAUGGGCGCCCAGGGCACCCAGUCCACCGAGGACCUGAUCAAGCAGCCCGACUUCUCGGACAAGAUCAAGCAGCUGCUGGGCUCUCUGCAGCAGACCCAGAACCAGACCCCCCCCAUCGGACCCCCCCCCGGAGUGAACCAGGGCUUGCUCGGACACGGCCCAGGCAUGAACAACAUGAACAUGGGCAACAUGAACAUGGGCAUGCAGAUGCCCAUGAACGGAGGCUACCCUCCCAACAAGCCCCCAGGCGCCCCCCCGCACUUUAACCACCCCCCGCCCCCGCACAACCACGGGCCCCCCUUCAAUGCCGGGGGCGGCCCCCGCAUGAUGGGGCCCCCGCCGGGCCAGGGGCGAGGCGUAGACAACGGCAACUACUGGGGAGAUGACUCCAUGAGGGGCGGGCCCCACCGGGGGGGCGGCGGGGGAGGACACUUCCACCGCGGCCGAGGCAGGGGAGGGGAGCAGGGGUUCAGAGGUCGUGGACGAGGGGGUCCUAGAGGAGGUCUCAACAACAUGGGAGACAUGUCCAAGAGACCUGUGUGUCGCCAUUUCAUGAUGAAGGGUAACUGCCGCUACGAGAGCAACUGUGCUUUCUACCACCCUGGAGUGAACGGGCCCCCGCUGCCCCCCAAUCACCCGGCCAACAAUCAGCACAGCCAGCACCCCCCCCACCCCCAACAUGGACACUAGAUGUGACAACUCCCCACACACACUCUCUUCUCCACUAGGUGGCCGGCAUCCGGUACCAGCAACCAGAACCAGGGCUUCCUGAGAGACUUGCCCAGCUUCGUCCUGCAGCAGUCAAAGACUCAAACUAAAGAGCUUUUACAGGACCCCCCCCCCCCCCCAAUGCUACCACUAUGGUUGUCCUAGGCUGUGGUGGGAAUUGUCAUGAAGACACAAGCCUGGGGAAACACAAAGUGAAGAGGGUGCAAGUACGCCUUUUUUUUGGACUCAAGUUCUUCCUUAAGAACACACUGAGCUGGAAACGCCUCAUGCCAGUCACACCUGAAGAACAGAGCCUGCAUUAGCUGAAAACUGAGCGCCCCCACCCCAGGGCACAGUACACACAAACACACCCUCUUUCUCCCUCUCUAUCUCCCCCUCUUGCUUUCUUUCUACCCCCCCCCCCUCUGGUAACACAUAGGGAAAGGGUAGCUGUGAGAUGAAUAUGAUCCAGGAUUAUAGGUGUACAGAUAUUUUAUUGUGAUCAUUUUUAACACCACAGUUGUUCCCAGAGUAAUGACCACUAUUUAUGGAGGGGGGGGUUUGCACGCCUCUCACUGUAUCUGCCCCGCUUCCUGCCCCGCCGCAGCGCUCCAGGCCAGCUGGGCUUAUGGGAUCAAAUACAGACUCCUCCAUGGUUUCACUUGGUUUAGUCCAAUCACCAAUGGGCAUAAACACCCUUAACUGUCCCCACCAUUAACCUGUAAAGAUUAGCAGAGACAGCUCACCAGGACAUGAGCCCUGGGCAGACAGGUCCAGUUUAAGUCCCAGGUGGAAAAUCUUGCACUGUUUCCAAUUGUGGUCCUGUUUGUCAUAUGAAAAGCUUCUAGAAGCCCAUCUUAUAGUUAGGUGGCUUCCAUUGAAAUGAAUGUCGUAUUCACCAAAUAUUUCCUAGGCAGUGAUGUAGGAACGUGUGAUUUAGUAAGCCAGCUCUCUUCUCCCAGGGCUGCUUGGAUCACUGGGUCAGAUGCUCUGCUCACUCAGAUACACAGAGAGACCAUAGAGAUAUAUAUAUUUUUCUUUCUUUCUCCAUCAAAGCUAGGAAGCACUUUGAAAAAUGGCAUUAGCAUUAGUGCUAGAAAAAUUUGAGCCAAUCCCAUGCCUCCCUUAGGGUUCUAGCUUGGAUAAGACUACCCUGCCCACUAAUGACCUAGCCUUUAGUCUUCAUUGGCUUUCCCAUGCUACAUAUUCUGUAAGAAAGGCCUAAUGCCUCGAAUGUUUCCCCAAGAUAAUCGAUCAUACCAUAGUCUUUAAUUUAUGUAAUUGACCAACCCAGACGAAUGGCUUCUGAAAAAUGUAUAUAUGUUUUAUUUGACUGACCUGAGGGCCUUUGUGGAAGUGCUACUUUGCCUUGCAGUGACUGGUAAGGCAUGUAUCAGACUGUCAGUUGUCAUUCUGCCGGAGACGGCCUAACCGCACACUUCCUGGUUUCCCCAAGGCCCGUCGUCGUGAGGGCCUCCUGAUCCUCCCUUAUGACUUGGCAGCAGUAUCACAUGUGACAAUCAUGAAGGUUAAAAGUCCUUGAUUCCUGUCGGCAUCCACUUUCCCCACUGCGCCUUGCUUCUUGUCUCUGCUCCUUCACCUGCUCUGUUGGACCUGCGUGCAUGGGCAUCGGGUCACCGAGGGCAUCGGGUCACCGAGGGCUUCUUCAUUGUUACACGAAGCUCAAUUGAAAUCAAUUAUUCUCUGGGUCAACAAUUUCAAGUGUUUUCUGUGAAAACAGUGGCCUUCAUGUCUCUUGUGGGACUGUAAUAAUGUUGUCUCCUUUUUAUUUUCAGUUUCAUUCAGUUUCUUCUGUUUUUAUUUUGAUACAAUGCUGAUUUUGAUCUCGCUCCGGGCGAAGUCCAGUUUUUUGUUUUGAGAUGUUUGUAUCGAUGUGGUUGUGUAAAUGCGUACACACACAUUCAUACACAUACAGUAUAAGUAUUUUGUACAUGAAGUAAUAAAUGUUAUAAAAUUAGU